This is a messenger RNA of Sciurus carolinensis (gray squirrel), 4090 nucleotides long. Its product is annotated as transport and Golgi organization protein 1 homolog. Gene Ontology annotation, biological process: protein secretion; vesicle cargo loading; endoplasmic reticulum to Golgi vesicle-mediated transport. The record is from RefSeq and is a predicted model, not a curated record. NCBI's taxonomy places the organism in Eukaryota, Metazoa, Chordata, Mammalia, Rodentia, Sciuridae. Gene Ontology annotation, cellular component: endoplasmic reticulum exit site; endoplasmic reticulum membrane.
CGUAGGGCGGGAAGCGCCAGCGGCGAGGGAAGGCGAGGGUCAUUCCCAGUACCCGCCCCCCCGUGCUGCAUCCUUCGCAAGGAGGAAACGUCGGAAGAGGUCUGAGUCCUGUGCCGUUCAGCAGGGAAGCAUGGUCUCCGCUCAGCUGUCCGUGCACAAUGGACUCAGUACCUGCCGCCGUGCCUUCUGUGGCCGCUUCUCCCGGGGACCCCGAGCUUCUGGGACCCCUGACGGUGCUCUACGCAGCCCUUGUAGGGAGGGACCCCGCUCUAGUUGCCACAUUGCCCAAUGGUGUUCAGCCUGGGCCUGAUUUUUAUGGACUGCCGUGGAAGCCUGUACUUCUCACUGUCUUCUUGGGAAUUGUUUCAUUUGCCAUUUUCUUCUGGAGAACUAUUCUUGUUGUCAAAGAAAGAAUAUAUCAAGUUACUGAAGAGCAAAUUUCUGAAAAGUUAAAGAAUAUGAAGAAAGAAAAUGAAGAACUAGUGCAAAAAGUGUCAAAUUAUGAACUGAAGAUCAAAGAAUCAAAGAAACACGUCCACGAAACCAAAAAACAAAAUAUGGUCCUCUCCGACGCAGCAAUGAAAUAUAAGGAUAAAAUCAAGCUACUUGAAGAAACUAAUGAGAUUCUUGAGGACAGAGCUAAAAGUCUUCAUGAUAUGUUAGAAUCUGAGAGAGAACAGAAUGUCAACAAUGAGGACUUGAUAAUAGAAAAGAAGAACUCUGUAGAGAAGUUAAAGGCUGUUAUUUCAAUGAAUGCUUCAGAAUUUUCCCAGGUUCAAAUUGCUCUUAAUGAAGCUAAGGUUGGUGAAUACAAGGUGAAGUGUGAAUGCCAUCGGGUUCAGGAAGAAAAUGCUAGGCUUAAGAAGAAGAAAGAGCAGUUGCAGCAGGAAAUCCAAGACUGGAGUGAAUCACAUGCUGAGCUCAGUGAGCAAAUAAAAUCAUUUGAGAAGUCCCAGAGAGAUAUAGAAGUAGCUGUUACUCACAAAGAUGAUAUUAUUAAUGCUUUGACUAAUUAUAUUACACAGCUGAAUCGGAUAGAGCUUGAAUCAGAAUGUGAGGGUCAAAAUGAAGGAGGAGGUGACCAGAGUGCGAAGGUGAAAACUCGAAUUAGGCAGCUGAUGGAUGUCUCUCAGACACAAACUGCAGUAUCACUAGUUGAAGAGGAUCUAAAACGUUUACAACUGAAGCUCAGAGCCUCGAUGUCUGCAAAGUGUAACCUAGAAGACCAAAUAAAGAAAUUAGAAGAUGACUGCAGUUCACUCCAAUCCGCUAAAGCUGGGCUGCAAGAUGACUGCAAAACUCUGAGUCAGAAAGUGGACAUUUUAAAUGAACUGUACCAGCAGGAGGAGAUGGCUCUGCACAGGAAACUGAGUCGACAAGAGUAUGAGAGACAAGAAAGAGCAAAGCGGCUGUCAGCUGCAGAUGAAAAGGCAGUUUUGUCUGCACAGGAAGUUAAAACGUACAAGCGGAGAAUUGAAGAAAUGGAGGAAGAAAUACAGAAAGCAGAGCGCUCAUUUAAGAAUCAGAUUGCCACUCAUGAGAAGAAAGCUCAUGAUAACUGGCUCAAAGCUCGUGCUGCAGAAAGAGCUAUAGCUGAAGAGAGAAGGGAAGCUGCUAAUUUGAGACACAAAUUAUUGGAAAUGACCCAAAAGUUGGCAAUGCAGCAAGAUGAACCUGUGAUUCUAAAACCAAUGGCGGGAAGAGCAAAGACACAAAACCCUCCCCAGAGAGGUCCACUGAGCAAGAAUGGGUCUUUUGGCCAGUCCCCUGUGAGUGCUGGAGAACGUUCCCCUCCACUGACAGCAGAGCCAGCUGGGAGACCUGUCUCUACUACUCUGAAUGGAAGAGAUAUGGGUAGAAGUGAAUUUGGGUCAAUGGAUGGACCUUUUCCUCAUCCUCGAUGGUCUUCUGAAGCAUCUGGGAAACUCUUUGCCUCUGACCCGGGACAUGGUCCAGCUCCUGUGAACAGCAGCUCCAGGAGCUCUUCUCCAGCCAAGGUGAUGGAUGAGGGCAAGCAAUCCAUUCCCCGUGAACCCGAGUCCCCCUCAGUUCCCACUGUUACUUCUUUGGCUGAGCAUCCAAUAGCAGUUAAUAUGGCUACCAAAGGGCCCCCUCGUUUCCCAGGGGUAUCUCUCAUGGGCUCCCCCGUGAGAGGGCCCCUACCACCACCUGUUCGAUAUGGACUGCCACCUCGGCCACUUCCUGGGCCAAUUCCUUGGCCACUUCAGCUCGUUGAGCCUUUUGGACCUCCACCAUUUGGUCCUGGUGUGCAUCCACCACUAUGCUUAAGAGAAUAUGCACCAGGUGUUCCACCUGGAAAACGGGAUCUGCCUCUUGACCCUCGGGAAUUUUUACCAGGACCCGCACCACUUAGACCUUUAGGUUCUUUUGGUCCGAGAGAGUACUUCAUUCCUGGUACCCGAUUACCCCCAAACCAUGAUCCCCAAGACUACUCACCAUCACCUGCUGCAAGAGACUUGACACCUUCAGGCUCUAGAGAUGAGCCUUCAUCUGCCUCUCAGAGCAGUAGCCAGGACUGUUCGCAGGCUUUAAAACAGCCUGUAACCAUGACCUCUGACACUUAGUCAGAAUGUGGACUGUGCACUCUUCAUUGCGUAAAGGGAUUAUUGGCUUUGAAAUCCAAAAGUCUUAAGGGUUUAUUUUUAUAACUAAGGUACCUUGGCAGUGUGUGCAUUUUUGAGCCAAAAAAUUCUAAACUAUCAUUCCCCUUUUAAAUAAUGAUCACCUCUUAAGCUAAUGUAGCCUUCCAGCUUUGAAGUGUGCAAUAAGGAAUACCUGUGUUUUAGUUAAUGUAGCAUAUAUACUUGCUAAAUGAUUUAGAAGGUCAUAAAAUAUGAACAUUUCCUGUGGAAAUGCUUUAAGAACAUGUAUUUCCAUUAUCCUAUUUUGAGUACAGUCAGUUGGUAGAAAGCAAUGGUGUUCACAAGCUUGAUGUUUCUGUCUUAAUAUCUGGUCACAGAUUGUUACACUACAAAUGUUCGCUCAACUUAUUUCCUAAACUUAUUUCCCUUCUUGCUGAAGUUCUUUGUAAUGAUAGUAAAUAAAAGAUUGUUUAUUAAUAUUCCUCAAGCAUCUGUUGAUUCAUUGGAUUGUCAUGAGACUUGUGCCAUUUGGAAAGCAUGUAAACUCAGAGUCAGAAGUAAAGACAGUGACUUGGCAGCACACUCCCUGUUGCUCACUGUUAAGGAAGCUGGCCCUUGUUCACCUGUGGACUCUACAAGGGAUUUCUUUUACUCCUGAGAAGUCUGUGGUUCUAUUUAUAGCACAUUCAUGUGCUUUUUUCCAACCCUCACUGCCUAUCUGAGAAUGAGUUUACAUUAGCAGCAAGGAUUGUUCUACCUGAAGUUCUACUGCGUUUGCCAUUAUUGCUUUUAAGGAUGUAUAACAGCAAAAUCAAAGUGAUACGUCAUGUCUGUAAAAAAUAAGGGCAUUUCUUUUCUAAAAUGUACAAUCUCUUCUCCUUCCCAUACCUUGCCACCGAUUUUCAAGAAAUAUGACCAAAAAAAUUACAAGAGUAUAAUCCUAUGAGAAAGAAUGAUGGAAACUCUAAGGCUUCUGAUGUGUCUUCAAUCAGCAACUAUGGGCUGAAUUAAAUCCUUUUUUUGUUAGAUACUAUUUUACAAUGAAUAUUUGAACACUACUACUUUUACUGAAAACUCAAUUAAGGGUCAGAAUCUGGAAUUGUACCAUAUUUAAAGUCCUGAACCUGUAACUACUAUCUUGAAAAUGAUUCUUCUAAGAACUAGUUCUCCAGAGCUGUACUAUCAAUUAUAGUCACUUUUAUAGCACAUUUAAAGAUUUAGAUGAAAUUAACAUUGUAAAAGGCAGGUACUUUUGUUUACUGCAAGGCUACAUUCUUUCAUUCUUUUAAGUCCUAGGAAGUAAUAGGAUUAUUGAAACCUAGAGCAUGACAUGUCAUUGUUCUGUUGAAUUCACUAAGAGUAUUCUGAAAAGGGAGCAAAAGCGUCAGUGUGAAACAAAAUCUCUUUAUCCUAAAACUACUGAAGACAGUAGUUUAGAAAGACAGAAUCUCUGAAAGAAGAUAACUCAGAUUUCAAAAUGAAUUCAU